AUGGACGUCGUACAGAGUCGGAUUAGCGCACCCGCGUCGGGUUCCGCGUGGGCUAAAAAGAACAAACAGCAUUGGUGGAUGUUUGCGGUGUUAAUGGUACUUUUAGUAAAUGGUUCAACGGGUCUACGGCUGACAAGUAUGACUGCGCCAGUUGUAGCAGAUUUACGAGAAAUAAUGGAGUUGGACUGUCAUUUUGACAUGGGUAAUGAAGAGCUAUACGCAGUUAAAUGGUACAAAGAUGAUCAAGAGUUCUUCAGAUAUAUGCCCAGGGGUCAAGAGAAGACUCGCGUAUUUCCGGUACCAGGCAUCACAUUGGAACCAGAAGGUACCAAUUGUAACCUGCAUCAGUGUAAAAUCGCCCUAACUGAUCUGACUCGGUUAUACAGCGGCGGCGCGUACCGUUGCGAAAUUUCCAGCGAAGCUCCCGCUUUCAAAUUAGCUUCAGAAACUCACAAUGUUACCGUUGCUGCUCUUCCAAGAGGCUCCCCAAAAAUUGACGGCCUUGUCAAAUCCUAUUCUGAAGGUGAUACAUUCAAUGCAAAGUGUACAUCGGACUAUGCUGAUCCAGAACCAAUUUUAACGUGGAAAAUAAACGACUUAGAUCCUCCUCAGCAUUCCAUAUCUCACACCUCCAGUUCAGAACCGGAUCACAUGGGAUUGAUAGCACGCACGGUCACGCUGCGGUUCACUGUAGACAAAAGAGCGCCGCAUGGCAACGAGAUUGACGUCAGGUGCGAAUCAGCUCAACCCGGAGUACCGGAACCAAAGCGAGUAGCUUCGCAGAAGGUGUCAAUUAGAAGACCUGGUGAUCCGCAAGUCGUCAACAACCAGAAAUGGUACGCCACAGGAAUAUCUUCAGCCCAAUCUGGUCCAACAUUCCACAUAGCUUGGCUGCUCCUUUGGGUCCUCGUAGUUAAGUGGACCUCAUUGGUCAGAAUGUAA
Messenger RNA from Psylliodes chrysocephalus, 942 nucleotides. NCBI's taxonomy places the organism in Eukaryota, Metazoa, Arthropoda, Insecta, Coleoptera, Chrysomelidae. The record is from the annotation of a GenBank genome assembly.